CGCAGGGGUGAAAAAUGCAGGGCCAGUUAAGAUUGGCACUUCCUCUCAUGAGCCGGAAAUGUGGAAUGGAGUUCUGAAAAAUUGAGUUUGAUUUGUUGUAUUUCAGAUUGGUCCACUAAAUACAUGAUGUGACAAACGUCAACUUGAAAAAUGAAAGGCAUGAUACAGUCACUUCUCCAUACGCUCCUGUGCUCUCUCCACUCAACAAGAUGCCACGCCCAAGACUACUUCACAAACUUCUUUAUGCUGGCGUAAUCGUUUUGUGCAUUGUGAGUUGCUGGAAUGCACGUUUGCUUUAUACGGUAAAAGAUGACAAGGAGCCUAUCAAACAUGCCCAGUUCAUCAAACAGGUCAUAAAUCAACGGGACACUUUGUUUGACACUAUUGGUAUACUCAAACAAAAGUGCUCUGGUGAUCAUGGAAGAAGGCGUGGAUCAGGGAGGAAUUCCUCUGAUGGAUCUGUUAGGAUAUGGACCAAACCCAGUGACAUAGACCUCAGAAAAUCCCUUGUUUUAGGCUAUAGAAAAGAGGAGACAGGUUUUCUGACGAUAGGCAUACCCACGGUUCAAAGAGAGAGUGAACACUACCUGACGCAAACUCUAGAUUCCCUCAUUGAGAACUCGACCCCAGAGGAACAGGCAGAGGUCACACUGCUGAUAUUCCUGGCAGAUUUUGAAGAAGAGAAGCGCAAUGUCUUGAAGAACCUGCUGAUGGACAGGUACCUGAACUAUCUUGAAAGUGGAUACAUGCAAGUUAUCCAAGCCCCUCAAGAAUUCUAUCCACCCCUUGACAACUUGAAAUUAUUAUAUGGCGACUCUAAAGAAAGGGUCUACUGGCGCUCAAAGCAGUGUGUGGAUUUUGCCUUCAUGUUCUUCUAUGCCGAUAGUCUUUCAGAAUACUAUAUUCAAAUUGAAGAUGAUGUAGUUACAACUGCAGGGUAUAUAAGUGCAAUUCAAGAAUAUGUUCAGUUGAAGAGCAGUACUGAUUGGAUAACGCUAGAGUUUUCAGUCCUAGGUUUCAUCGGGAAGCUCUUCCAUGCUUAUGACCUGGACAGGCUGGCACAGUUCAUCAUGUUCUUUUACCAGGAGCAGCCUGUUGACCUCCUCUACCGGUAUUUCAAUUCAUUGAACGGCCAGAAGGAGAUGCACCAACGGCUGCCAUCGAUUUUCCAGCACAAGGGGAAGCAAUCAUCGCUCAAGGAUAAGGAAAGCCACUUGGAAGACAACUUCUUUGACCAUUAUAAACGCCAGUAUAUAGAUAGUGACAAUCCUCCUGCCAAAGUGUAUAGCGAUAUGAAGCAGUUCAGUAUGUACCUUGGACCACAGCUGAGUUACAGUGUAGAGCCUGGGUACUUCUGGGCGGUGAGUCCUCAAGAGGGCCAGUCAGUAGUUGUGGUCUUUGAUGAUCCUACAGUGCUAUCCCGCAUCGCCGUUGCAACUGGAUCGGACAAACAUCCCGCAGACAUGUUAGAAGUGGCUGCACUCGAGUUGAGCUCUGCCCUACUCCAAAGUGGAAAUGAAGGAUCUUUGCCAGAAUGUAGCAGCUAUGUUGAGAUAGGGCAAUUCGUGAAAGGUAGUAUUGAUGUCAAUGUGCAAGAGAAAUUUACUGAAACUGUGGCAUGUCUCCGUAUUCAUGUUCUUGUUUCUCAGGUUCAGUGGGUAGUUAUAAGAGAGAUUGCUGUUUGGACACAUCAUUGAUUGUAUAACUCCUUGCAUAGUUCCUUUACUGUUAAUAUUCACUUGAAUAUUUGUGAGAAUGUUUUACAGGAACAUGUCCAUGAUGAGCAUUUUCUCAUGAAUGGCAUUUUCCUUGGGCAUUUUUCCAUAUGCUGGUUUGACUGUUUGAAGUACAGGAGACCUACUACAUCUGGGGUCAUUUCAUAAAUACAACUACAUGGUUGAUGCAGAUUUCCUGUAUAAAUUAUGCUUAAUUUGCCGCAUAUACUGAAAAGUGUCCAAUAUUGAUGUGAGGCUAAUUGACGCCUGUUACCAUGGUUAAGUACGCUAUUGUAUAAUUGUAUUCAUGAGUCCACUGUUUAAAGAGUGGACUUAUUAAUUCAAAACUGUGGACUCAUGAAUGAAAUAGCGUAUUUAACCAUGGCAACAGGCCUCAGUUUGGCGCACUGUGACAAAAGCGUGCAUCAGCAUCAGACAUUUUUUUAUAUGCGUGGAAAAUAUGCGUAACAUAUACAGGAAUUCUACAUAAACUGUGGGUUCAAACCAUGGUUGUAAAAACCUUCUUUAUGUAUUCGGGCAUUUGAGUUUGAUUGGCUGUUCUUCACUGUUUACAUGAAAGUUAUCUCUGCCUCAGGACCUGUAGGAACAGUCAUUUUCCGCAAAAAAAAUUGCUUUUACUGUUUCUGAAAACUUGUAAUUCCAUGUCAAGCUUGAUGUAAAAUGAGAAUUCCAUUAUUUUAUAGAAAAUACAACACAGCCAAAGCAUAAAUCCUGUUUUGCAAAGGUACGUGUAAGUUCAUGAAAUUUUAAAAUGUAAAGAACCAUAAAGGAUUUUUUAUUUUCAUUUCCUUGUAAACCCUAGACCCAGGCAUGAUGAAAAAGAAAGUAAUGUUUCUUUAUUUUUCUUUUCCUUAAUCCCCAUAAGACCAGUGCAUGCAUGAUUUAUAUUUCGUAUUGCUUUGUCUGCGGUAAUAUGAAAAUGUCACCAAACAGAAGUAUGUUAAACCAUAUUUGUGGUGUUAGAAAUGCCUGCUGAUUUUUUUAAUGCCAUAAUAUAUAUGAUGUGGAUAAUAUAAACUGAAGAAACUGCGUUGAUAUGAAGCAAAAUUCUCUUAAAUUGAAUUGAUAUGAAUUUUGAUCUGCAAGUUAGUAUUUUGAGGUGUCUUGUCAAUGGUAUUUAAGUCGAUUGAUGUUCUCUGUGUAAUAUACUGCAAUAGUUACCAUAUACAUCUUAUGUUAAGCAUAUCUUUUUUAAAUGAAACUUUUUAAGUGCAAUUACAUAUUUUUACACCAGGAUGACAAUGUACAUGUAGGAAAUUAGCUAUAUUAUAUAUUUUAAUGACAUCACUUUUUUGAAACCAAAGAACUCUCCAUAUUGUUUUUACACAAUCAAUGUGUAAUCUAGACAAUUUCAGACUCUGGUUGUAAUAUUUCAGGAAAUUCUCUCACAUGCUGGCAGGGUGAAUACAAUAUUUAUUAGCAUUAUAAAUAUAAAAGAAAACAAUGAAAAUUCAUUGACUAUUCAUUUUGUUGAUUUUUGUCUCACCUGCAUAGCAG
Lytechinus variegatus (green sea urchin) is the source of this 3233-nucleotide messenger RNA. Its product is annotated as alpha-1,3-mannosyl-glycoprotein 4-beta-N-acetylglucosaminyltransferase C-like. The transcript has 5 exons. The record is from RefSeq and is a predicted model, not a curated record. Lineage: Eukaryota; Metazoa; Echinodermata; Echinoidea; Temnopleuroida; Toxopneustidae. Gene Ontology annotation, biological process: protein N-linked glycosylation. Gene Ontology annotation, molecular function: acetylglucosaminyltransferase activity. The coding region runs from base 210 to 1697 and encodes 495 amino acids.